CCACCCUGACUCCAUCCCGAUCGGGCCUAGCGCCGUGACCGGCCCAUUCUUACGGUACGCCGGGCUCACCGCUUUGAACUGCCAGGCGCCGCGGCUGCAGGAAUAGAGCGGUGAGGCCGGAGGGUUUACGCUUUUGAGAAGGUCGUCGGAAUGUCUGUUCGAUUCCUACACGUCCAGCCGCCCGACUUUUGGUCGCCCAAGGUUGGUUCGACUCGAACCCUGCUUGCAGCAGCGCAGCAGCAGCAGCAGCAGCCAGCCAGCCAGCAGCCAGCCUGGGAGGAUUUAGUUCUCGAUCCACUUUCCGAGCCAUGCAGCGGUCCGACCCCGUCAGCGCCUCAGUUGUCCUGGCCUGGAUGGAAUCAUGGAAAGAAGAAACAGGACCUCGGGGGCGAUUUAUCUGCUUUCCUGGUUAUGAAGCAUUGUUCGAAUUGCUCUGAAUCCAGGUUUUCAGGGCGUCCGUUCAUCCAAGCAAGACUAAUAAUCUAGAGCCACCUGCGUACGGACCAUGCAGUGGCUUUCUAGCUGGCGCACGGGGUCAAGGGAGGGGAGGGGGGGAGGGGGGGGGGCAAUAGUGCAAAAUCUCCCGUACAUACCGAUCCAUCCAUCCCAU
Molecule: messenger RNA, 610 nt
Organism: Aspergillus heteromorphus CBS 117.55
Lineage: Eukaryota; Fungi; Ascomycota; Eurotiomycetes; Eurotiales; Aspergillaceae
Exons: 1
Coding region: 151-486 (111 amino acids)
Source: RefSeq, a predicted model, not a curated record